ACUCCACCUCCGGAAUAACUACCUCGAGCUCAGCUCUGUCGUCGUUGACUUCCAGCCGAGCUGCGAGCUCUCGCUGUUCCUGCUAUUCCUGUCCUUGGAUUCCGCCCCUCGCUCCGGCCAGGAGGGAGAUGACGGGUGGCGCAGGGAGGCCGGCGGGGGCGCCGGAAGCCGCCGAGCUCGAGGAGAGGCUGCUCCCGCUGCCGUCGCCGGGGAGCGGAGACGCUGACGGCGGCGGCGGCGGCGGCGGCGGGAGGAGGAGGGGGAAGUGGGAGAAGACCUACCUGGACGUGCUGGGCGUGUGCUGCUCCGCGGAGGUGGCCCUCGUCGAGCGCCUCCUCUCGCCGAUCGACGGCGUGAGGGCCGUCACCGUUGUCGUCCCCUCCCGCACCGUCAUCGUCGAGCACGACCCCGCCGCCGUCUCCCCGUCCCACAUCGUGAAGGCUCUGAACAAGGCCGGCCUGGAGGCCUCGGUGCGCGCGUACGGCAGCAGCGGGGUGGUCGCCGGCCGGUGGCCCAGCCCGUACGUCCUCGCUAGCGGCGCCCUCCUCCUCGCCUCCUUCCUCGCGCCGCUCCUGCCCCCGCUGCGCUGGCUGGCCCUGGCGGCGGCCUGCGCCGGCGCGCCGCCGAUGCUGCUCCGGGCGUUCGCCGCGGCCACCGGGCUCGCCCUCGACAUCAACGUGCUCAUGGUCGUCGCGGUGGCCGGCGCCGCCGCGCUCGGGGACUACGCGGAGGCCGGCGCCAUCGUCUUCCUCUUCACCGCCGCCGAGUGGCUCGAGGCGCUGGCGUGCGCCAAGGCCGGCUCCGGGAUGUCUUCGCUGAUGAGCACGAUCCCGCCCAGGGUCGUGCUCGCCGCGACGGGGGAGGUCGUCGGCCUGCGCGACGUCGAGGUAGGCGCCGUCGUCGCGGUCAGGGCAGGGGAGGUGGUGCCGGUCGACGGCGUGGUCGUCGACGGGCAGAGCGAGGUCGACGAGAGCAGCCUCACCGGCGAGUCAUUCCCGGUGCCGAAGCAACCGCCGGCGGAGGUCUGGGCCGGCACCAUGAACCUGGACGGUUACAUUGCCGUGAGGACAACUGCUCUAGCCGAGAACUCCACGGUGGCCAGGAUGGAGAGGCUGGUGGAGGCGGCGCAGAACAGCCGGUCCAAGACGCAGCGGCUCAUCGAUUCUUGCUCAAAGUACUACACACCCGCCGUGGUUGCCCUUGCAGCAAGUGUGGCUCUUGUGCCCCUGCUGCUGGGAGCACAGGACAUGAGAAGAUGGUUUCAGCUGGCCUUGGUGCUGCUGGUGAGCGCGUGCCCGUGCGCGUUGGUCCUGUCGACGCCGGUCGCCACGUUCUGCGCGCUCCUGAGGGCGGCGAGGAUGGGGGUGCUCAUCAAGGGAGGGGACAUUCUCGAAUCGUUGGGCGGGAUCAGGGUUGCGGCAUUCGACAAGACGGGAACUAUCACCAAGGGCGAGUUCAGCAUCGAUGGAUUCCAUGUGGUUGGGGACAUGGUUGAAAUGAGCCAGCUUCUUUACUGGGUAUCUAGCAUUGAGAGCAAAUCAAGCCACCCAAUGGCAGCUGCCCUUGUUGAGUACGCUCAGUCCAAAUCCAUCCAGCCGAAGCCGGAAAACGUCACUGAAUUUCGCAUCUAUCCCGGGGAGGGCAUCUAUGGCGAGAUCGAUGGCAGACAUGUCUACAUUGGAAACAGAAGGAUCAUGGCAAGGUCCUCAUGCCAAAAAGGUUCAAGAAUCGAUGAUGGUGUCAAUGCCGCAUCGAUCGGCUAUGUGGUCGGCGACGGCGAUCUCGUGGGGGCGUUUGCGCUCUCCGACGACUGCCGGACGGGCGCGGCAGAGGCGAUCCGGGAGCUCAGAUCGAUGGGGAUCAAGUCGGUGAUGCUAACGGGGGACAGCAGGUCGGCGGCCAUGCGCGCGCAGGAGCAGCUGGGAGGCGCCAUGGAGGAGCUCCACUCCGAGCUCCUCCCGGCGGACAAGGUCGGGCUCGUCGGUGACCUCAAGGCGAGGUACGGGCCGGCGCUGAUGGUCGGCGACGGCCUGAACGACGCCCCCGCUCUGGCCGCGGCGGACGUGGGCGUCGCCAUGGGCCUGUCGGGCUCCGCGGCCGCCAUGGAGACCAGCCACGCGACGCUCAUGUCCAGCGACAUCCUCAGGGUACCCGCGGCCGUCCGGCUCGGCCGGCGCGCCUGCCGGACCAUCGCCGCCAACGUGGCCGCCUCCGUGGCCGCGAAGGCCGCCGUCGCCGCGCUGGCCGUCGCGUGGCGCCCCGUGCUGUGGGCGGCCGUGCUCGCCGACGUCGGGACGUGCCUGCUCGUCGUGCUCCACAGCAUGACGCUGCUGAGGGAGCCCGGGACGGCGGCGCCGAGGGGCGGCGGGAAGGAGGACGGGGCGUGCCGCGCCACGGCGAGGUCGCUGGCCAUGAGGUCCCAGCUCGCCGGAGCACCGAACGCGGCAGCCGCUGGUGCCAGAGCACCAGGUGGCGGAACUGGUGGCUACCGUUGCUGCCAGAAGCCAGCAAGCAGGCCGUCUGAGCAAGCGCACUCGGUUGUGAUCGACAUACCGGCGGCACCAUCUGCCGGACACCAAGAACUUAAGAUUCCUCGCGCGGCGGCGGCGAACGGCAACGCCGGUGGAUGUUGCGGCGGCGGCGGCGGAGGAUGCGGUGCGGCUUCCACGGUGGCUUCUGGAGCUCGGGCGCCCCGUAAAGAAGACAGCGGCCGUGUUAGUGUAAAGACGGCCUGCUGCGGCAAUGGAGGAGGCGCGCGUGAUUCUCCUAAGAAGGCCGGGCAAGGUUGCAGCAGGGAUGCCAGGUGUUGCUCUGGUGGUACAUGAGAUGUCUCAACUCUGAACUGCAAGUGAAAUACUUGCCUGUUCUUGCAACAACUGCAAAAUCUAACCGGGUGCAUCGACCAUGUGUGUUCAACUCGACUAGGAAGCUUGGCUUUUUUUGUUUUUGUUUACUGAAACAUAGUAAAGCUCACAUUUUGUGCAGUCAAUUCGUACAAAUUAUACUUCUUUGUUCAGAAAUGUUUUGAAAUGGGUAAAAUGCACCUACCGUGCAACAACUUAGCAAGUGAGUGCCCAUUAAUCCAACAAUGUGUAAACUUCUCAAUUGGGUUCGACAACUUGGCAAGUGGGUGCAGAUUAGUCCAA
Messenger RNA from Panicum virgatum (switchgrass), 3146 nucleotides. RefSeq names its product cadmium/zinc-transporting ATPase HMA3-like. Gene Ontology annotation, cellular component: membrane. The transcript has 6 exons. Gene Ontology annotation, biological process: monoatomic cation transport. Lineage: Eukaryota; Viridiplantae; Streptophyta; Magnoliopsida; Poales; Poaceae. The record is from RefSeq and is a predicted model, not a curated record. Gene Ontology annotation, molecular function: zinc ion transmembrane transporter activity; ATPase-coupled monoatomic cation transmembrane transporter activity; metal ion binding. Bases 129 to 2825 code for a protein of 898 amino acids.